Molecule: messenger RNA, 1636 nt
Organism: Arabidopsis arenosa
Lineage: Eukaryota; Viridiplantae; Streptophyta; Magnoliopsida; Brassicales; Brassicaceae
Source: the annotation of a GenBank genome assembly
AAAAACCAACGACCCCGGCCAUUCACUAUAUAUAAACAGCAUCGAGAGGUUAGAAGAUCUUACAUUAUACAUUCUAACAUUGGUAAGAGAUGUCAAACCAAAGAAAACCAAUCCUUCCUCUAUUACUUGAAAAGAAACCAGUUGAGCUUGUUAAACCCGCAAAACACAUUACUUGUGAAACUCUCUCCCUUUCUACUUUAGACAACGAUCUUUUCAAUGAAGUUAUGUACGCAACGAUCUACGUUUUCAAAGCAAACCAAAAGAACCUAAAUGAUCCUGUCUCUUUGCUUAGGAAGGCUUUGUCCGAACUUCUUGUUCAUUACUAUCCCCUUUCAGGCAAGCUGAUGAGAGAUGAGAGUAAUGGAAAGCUUCAGUUGGUUUAUCUCGGUGAGGGAGUUCCAUUUCAAGUCGCUACAUCAACUCUAGACCUCUCCUCUCUAAACUAUAUAGAAAACCUCGAUGACCAAGUUGCUUUGCGGCUUGUGCCUGAUAUCGAAAUCGACUACGAAAGCAACGUUUGUUACCACCCUCUAGCUUUGCAGGUUACCAAGUUUGCCUGUGGAGGAUUCACCAUUGGGACCGCAUUGACACACGCUGUGUGUGACGGGUACGGUGUGGCUCAGAUCAUACAUGCCUUGACCGAGUUGGCUGCCGGAAAGACUGAGCCAUCGGUGAAGCCAGUGUGGCUGAGAGAGCGCCUUGUCGGAAAAAUUGACAAUAAACCAGGCAAAGUGCCCGGCAGCCACAUUGAUGGUCUUUUGGCCACCUCACCAUAUUUGCCAACUACUGAUGUCGUCACGGAGAUAAUAAACAUUCCCGCUGGAGAUAUUAAAAGGCUUAAAGACUCUUUGAUGAGGGAAUGUGAGUACCUUAAAGAGAGUUUCACUACUUAUGAAGUACUUAGUUCUUACGUAUGGAAAUUAAGAUCUCGAGCUCUAAAAUUAAACCCUGACGGGAUCACUGUCCUUGGCGUGGCUGUUGGAAUCCGACAUGUUUUGGACCCACCACUUCCUAAAGGAUACUACGGUAACGCGUACAUAGACGUCUACGUGGAGCUAACCGUGAGAGAACUCGAAGAAUCAUCAAUCUUUAACAUCGCGAGUCGUGUGAAGAAAGCGAAGAAAACAGCCUAUGAAAAGGGGUAUAUCGAAGAAGAGCUAACGAACACGGAGAGAUUGAUGAGGGAUGAUGUGAUGUUUGAAGGGAUAAGCGAUGGAUUAUUUUUCUUGACGGAUUGGAGGAAUAUUGGCUGGUUCGGAUCGAUGGACUUCGGUUGGAAUGAGCCCGUGAAUUUACGACCAUUGACCCAACGGGAGAGCACAGUGCACGUAGGGAUGGUCUUGAAACCUUCAAAAUUGGAUCCAUCAAUGGAAGGUGGAGUUAAAGUGAUCAUGAAGUUGCCAAGAGACGCAAUGGUUGAAUUCAAGCGAGAGAUGGCUGCUAUGAACAAACUUUAUUUUGGUGAUACCAACUAAAUUAAUUAGUUGGUACCGGAGUGAAUUUCUGUGUUUGUUAAUGAAUGCUUUUAAAUUAAUGUCAGUGAAUAAUGGAUGAAUAUAUGUAAUGUUCAAUAUCAUAAUGUAAUACUUGAUCUGUUCAUGUCAUGAAUAAUGAAUAAUGAAGUUCGGUAUUUCCA